AUUUUGUGAAAGACAGGAAUAACUUCUGAACACCACGUGAAUCACGUAUGGGGUUAUGGCACUCUCUGGCACCCAGGGUGGCCCAGAACUCUGGGUGAAUAUCUGUGGCCGUGUUGACACUGUGCAGUAGCUUGUUACUACUGCGUAGUAGUGUCGAGUGGCACAAAGCAUAACAUAAAGCGUGGCCCAAAGUGUGACGUGACACUACUGCAUAGUCAGCAUCACUUAAAAGUCCCUGGAUGACUUAAACAAAUGGAGUCUACUUCUUAUAACUCCCUUUAUUUAUGCUGACAAAAUAGUUGAAGCAGAACAGAUUGCAUUUGUGACAGAAAGUGUUUCUGCUCAGACAGAUAAUUUACAGAGUAUAUCUAGCUCUUCAAAAAAGAUUGUGAAGUGGUCAGACUAUUGUUCACCUUUGGCCUAUAAAUCUGGGGAAACAUUUAAAUUAAUUGCCAAAGCAAGUGUGGAUAAUUUCAGUAACCUUGGAAUAGCAUUCAUGGAAGACAGACUUCAAAUGGAUAAUGGAAUGGUGCCAAACAAGAUUGUUUCUGUUCAUUUACAGGAAUCUGCUCUUAAGAAGUUAGAACAGGUGGCCUCAGCUGUGGAAGAGAAGAAAAGUGCUAAUGGCACAGAAAUGGAAGAACUGACCCCUGCUAUACCUUUAGAGUCUACUGCUGAAUAUGAAUCAGAUGUAGCUGAUCCUCCAGGAGGAGGUGGUGAAGGGAUGCAAGCAGAGAGAUCCAAGCUAGAAAGAGGACAUGAGUCUCAGGAUGAAUCUAAUAACCUUCCUGAUAAAGAAACAGGUUUUGGAGAACACCACCAUCUUCAUCUUUCAAGCUGUCAUGAGUGCUUGCAACUUGAAAGCAGUACCAUUGAGUCAGUAAGAUUUGCUUCUGCAGAAAACAUUCCAGAACUUCCUGAUGAUUGCAGUGGCAGCUUGGAAGAAGUUACUGAUGACUUUCUGGCAAGAGACAUAAAAAGAAUAAAUCUUAGUGGGAAGCCUCCUAAUAUUUUGGUUUAUGUGGGUUCUGACUAUAUGAAAACAAAAUUUGAGCAGAUAGAAUCAAUCCUCAAGGAAUGCAUUGAUCCAGACAAUUAUGUAAUCUACCCGUUGCUGGAGAAGCAAAUUCUGAAAGUUCCAUGGCUUGAUAACUCUUUGUUGUUGGUCAUUGCCACAGAGGAACCCAUUUCUGAGGACAAUCAUAAACAAUUUCUGACCUUCUUGUCAAAAGGUGGAAAGAUUUUAGGACUUUCUACCUCUUUUACUUUUGGCAGUAUAAAAGUGAAGAGCAAAAAUGAACUGAAUAAGACCAUCCAUGAACUGGUGGUCUUUAAAGCAGACAACACUGAAGUUAAAUUAAACCUUUUGACUAGUGGCAGUGUUUUUGAGGAGGAUGUUCAGGAAGAUAUCAAGAAAGCAAGGCCACUGAGUCGCUUAAAUAAUCCAGAUAAAGAUAUAGUUAUUAUUCACCUGACUUAUGGAGACAUUAGAGGAGAAGCCAUUCUUUGUCAGAAUCCCAUGAAAAACAGUUACCUCAGUAACCACCUGAAACUCUCGACCCCUCCAAUCAGUCCUCUCUGUUGGUUGAGUGAAACAAGUACAGUACACUUGGAGCUAGAUAUCAGUUCUGUGGCCUUGCAAACUCAACAGGAUUUUAAUUCACUGAAAAUGAGUAAUGCCAAGAGAUAUGAAGUUCUUAAGGAGAUUCUGACAUUACUUGGCCUGAGUUGUGAAUUAAGUGAAGUUCCUUCAUUAACUCCUAUUUAUCUGUUCUCUCAUGAGAAGACCGUAAUUGAAAGUUUUUACAUGGGUGAGCUACCAACUCCUAUGAUCUGGCCUCCGGAUCUGGCAUCUGGAGAAAUCCAUGCUUCUUUUUUGAAGUGGCUACACCAAAAUGUAGAUGCUGAAGGAUUAAUAAAAUCCAGCAAGAUGUCUCUUAAAUUUAUGCCAUUUUACAAGCCUGAAAUGGAGAUAACACCAUGUCGAAUGCCAGUCAUCACUGAGCUGGGGGACUUCUCAUCUGAGCACUUCAGUGUGGAGACAUAUCGACAUAAUCUGCAAACAAAGAAGCUUGGAAAGAUUGUUCUGUUUGCUGAAGUAACAUCAACAACAAUGAAUCUUCUUGAUGGGUUGAUAUUCAAGUUGCCUAAGGAAAUGGGUUUAAUAGCUAUCGCAGUGCGACAAACACAAGGAAAAGGUCGUGGCGGAAAUGUCUGGCUUAGCCCUGUGGGCUGUGCUCUAGCAACUUUGCAUAUCUCUAUUCCUUUGGACUCCCAGCUAGGACAGAGAAUUCCAUUUAUUCAACACCUAAUGUCUGUCGCUGUGGUGGAUUCAGUUAGAUCUAUACCUGGGUAUCAGGAUAUUGACCUGCGAGUGAAGUGGCCAAAUGAUAUUUACUACAGUGACCUUAUGAAGCUUGGUGGGGUUCUAGUGACUUCUACACUUACGGGAAAAACGUUUCACAUACUCAUUGGUUUUGGAUUUAAUGUGAAUAAUAGCAACCCUACUAUUUGCAUCAAUGAUCUCAUCAAAGAACACAAUAAAAAAUAUGGCACAAAGCUCAAGUGCUUAACUACAGACUAUCUGAUUGCAAAAUCUGUAACUGUGCUUGAAAGACUGAUAGACACUUUUCAGGAAAAAGGGCCUAAUGGAGUUCUUCCCCUUUACUAUAAAUAUUGGGUGCACAGUGGUAAACAAGUCCGUCUCCAGAGCGAGGAGGGCCCAAUAGCAUGGAUUGUUGGUAUUGAUGAUUGUGGAUUCCUUCAAGUUCACGAGGAAGGCAAAGGUGUAGAGUCUGUGCAUCCUGAUGGUAACUCUUUUGACAUGCUGAGAAACCUUAUAAUCCCAAAGCAGCAAUAGCCGUCAAGUUUGGUAAAAAUGGCUGCUCUGAGAAGACUGUUUAAUAUUCAGGGUCUAUCAAUUAAACUUUACUGCAGACACUGUAUCAAGCCGGUUAUGAUUUAGAGCUUAAGUAUAGAAGCACUAUGCUCAUAGGCUGCCGGUUGCUUUUACAUUACUGUUUUAUUUCUGCUGGGUUGUCUAGCCAGUGGCCCAGAGGAACAGUUAGCAUUUUUCAUGUUGUAUACUUAAAAAAAAAAAAAUAGGGGUGAGAGGGAGCUAGGAGUUGGCAUAAAAUCGGUCUUUCCCUUAAGACUUGGUUUCUUCUUUCUUAGCCUGGACAUCUUACUUAGAAGCUGAUACAAAAGUUAGUGGCAUUUCUUUACUGAAAAUCCUUAUUCUUUCACUUGCCUCAACUUAAAAGUUACUGUUCAUUGUUAUCAUUGAAAAUAGGGACAUAGUUGGAAAGGAUCAGGUUUUACUGUUUCACUCAUGCAGUAGACUUACAAUCUAAAAUGCUUGUUUGUUUUUAAUAAACUCUCUACAUAAUGACAUUUUUUCCAUGGUUGUGCUUUGGGUAUCAGCAGUUAAAAUAUUUAGAUAACUUUCUAUGCAUUUUUAAAGAAGUGAGUUCUGCUUCCUUUAUCAGCUAUGGAGGACACACCUGAAAGAAUUCACACACAUCCUAAGGGCAAAUGGUAGGAAUAUUACAGUUCUGAGCUUAAGGCGCCACUCUGUAGGUAGAUUAAAAUUCACCUGUAGAAACCAGUAAGACACUUUUCAGUCUGGUUUUCUUCACAUGGGCCUCUGAAUCCUUCCUUCAUCUUAUAAUUCUGCCUUGCAAUAGUGAUAGACCUUUUGCACCUCUCAUGUAUGUCUGCCUUGUGUUGGGGCUUCUUUACCAUAAGAGCCUAUGAACUGAAUUUGUGUAAAGUUCCCAGAAUUGAGGUGUAUUCUGCUUUUCAUAUUCUAAGAUGGUUAACAAGAUAGAAAUAAAUCACCCUGUUCCUUCUUAAACCAUGGUCUUUCAAGAACGUUUUAUCCUGUGCCACAGUUGUCCAGUCCAGAGACUACUUAAUCACUAUUAUCCCCUGUCUCUUUUGCCAUAAAAUCCCUAGUCUGAGAAUGACUGUUAGGGUUCGAUAUAUUUAACCUGAUCUAUAAAACAACAAACUCUAUCCAGAUGUUAAGACAAGAGACAGAACCCUGCUUCUCAGGUCACCUGCAUAAGCAGUAGUGAAAAAAAACAGAAGUGUUCUUUAUUUGCAACUGGCUACCUGAAAUUCUGGCCAUUUCAGGUUCAUAUCAUUUCAAGUUCACAUCUAAAGGCUGCUUUCUGGAGGAAUGACCUCAAACCUAGUCUGCACACAUCAAGUGUGAACUGGUCAGUGGUCGACAUUGUUUCCUAGUGUGGGUUACCCAUUUGUGAGCUCCAUACCUCUUCCGUAAGAAGCAGAGCGCAACCACUUAGGCUCCCACAAAUAUGCUCCUGUCUUCUAGCCAGAAAUGGAUUUUUGUGGGUUAAAGUUCACUUAACAAAUAAUCAGAAAAUGUUAGUAGAUUGUCUCAAUUACAAAUCCAAGCAGUUUUAAGGAAAGGAAAGAAGCUGGCCUGUAAUGGUAGAUUAGGGUAAUCCUUACAUAUUGGAGUUUGGAUGAUUUGGCAAUAAAUUGCUGGAGAUUAAGUUGUCCUCAUUAUACUUAAAGUAAGGAUUUUGAGCUCCAUAUCAUAGUCUGUCUCUCACUUUUUUGGUUUCCCAAAUGGUAUGGUUCUUGCAUCAUAUAGGACUGUACACUCAAACUGUGAAAGAAAUAAUAGUAGAGUCUAAGCAGAGCUUGAAUGACUAAUUUAAUAUAGUGUAUGUGUUCAGUAAAGUCUGACUUUUUUCUUCCCACUACGUAUUGAUGAUGGAAGAAUAUAGCUUGGUUUUAAAGUGACAUUUGGAACAGGAACGUUUGGCUGCUAAUUUGGCAAAUACGUAUUAACAUAUAUUGCUGGGGCUGUUUAAAACUCAAAUCUGUCCGAUUUAGUAACUUCUUGAAAACAAAGAACAAAUCUGCCCAUGCAUUCACAGCUUCUGUGUCUAGAUAGGGCCCUGGUCUCCCUUCUUUGCCUAUCUUUCUUUCAGUCUGUACAUGUUACUACGUGCUAGGUGCAGAUGAAAGAAUUUCAACACUGCUUCUUUUUCCUUGCUAGCCUUACCUUCUAUCGCUAGUGAACAGAAAACUCAGCAUAGCUUUUAGCUUUUCUUAGUCUGUCUGAUUUCAUCAUGAAAACCUCCUCUUAAUACAGAGCAGCACAUUCCCAAUCUGAUUCUUGUAUGCCUGGAUUAGUUCCAGGAAGCUGCUGUUUGUGUUACAGUUCUUAAUAUAAAACCUGACUACCACAGAAAGGGCACAGCCGGCCAGCCUCUCUGUAAAGCAGAGUUAGCAUAGGUAGAGCCAUAUCAAACUACUGAUUAUUAUUUUUUCUGAACAGAGUUGAUUUUAAGUAGCCACCUUUGUUUGAUCUGGCCCAUACCAGAGUGACUUAAUUAGCUUGAAAUAGCCCUUGUGCAAAUUUUACUGUGAAAAAUUUCCUGAUAAAUUUUGUAAUUGAUAAGCCCUGACUGAAAAGCCUCCAGAUUCAAGUACAUGUAAACUUUAGGGAAGGUUGGCUCUAGAGCAGAAUUUGGUGCCUGUGCCUGGUAUAUUUCAUAAAAGAAAACCAAGACUCUGGGUCCAGUCGCUCCAAAACUUUGGGAAGAUUUUCAUCCACUUUCAGGUGUGAAAUGUUUAGCUCAGGCUGUAAUACUUUUGUACAGACCAGACCUGUAAGCCUACAAAAACAUUGUUGUCUUUACUGAAACUCACUAUAGGUCUGCCCACAUGGAUUGUUCUGAAGGACUGGACUGUAUGGCAGGCUUUAAUUUGAAUUACGCUUCUUAAAACAUAUUCACCCUGUGCCAGGACAGAUAAAAAGCCAAUGGAAAAAACUAUAAAAUGCUAUUCAUUAAGGGAAGAACCAAAUGUCUGUCUAACUUAGUUGCAAUGGCAAGGGUCUGUACAGCAGGCAGAUAUAUUACUUUAUAUAAAAUGCCAGUCUUUUAUAGUUGCUAUCGUUACUUUUUUAAUGUAUGUGAGAGCUUCUUAAUGAAAAACAGAUUUUUUGUUUUAAGUUUUGCUGCUAUUGUGGAAACUUCUGCAUUGGAAAAAGUUAUCAUUUAGUUUCCUUUUGGUAAAUGAAAACUAAUGAAGUGUAGACCUGUCACAGCACAAGUAGAUGGUGUGGGAAUACACUAUUUUUGCCUUUACGCUUAAUGGCCUAUUCUUGAGUGUACAAGACUACCUAUUGUCUUGAGGGAGGAAAAAGAGCCUUGAGAUGGAUGAAACAUUUGACUUUUGCUUCAGAAGUACCAAAGAAUUUUACAAAGAAAAUUCCUGUUUUAUACAGAACAGCUGAAUAAGUUCAUUCUGACUAGCAGCUGUUACUGUCAAGAAAAUACAUGGUCUUUCUUAUACCACACUCAUCUUAAGGUAUAUGGGGAACCCAGUCUGCAGUCCUUUUUUUUUGUGCCAAACUUGGCACAAAAAGUCAUAGAAUUUUUGUAUGAACACUAUUUUUUGCAACAAUUCCCUAUGCAAGACAGACAGAUGCAGUGUGGAAAUGUCUCUGGGCACAGGUAUAGAGGGAGCCAUCCCCAAAUCCAGAAGUAAUGCACUAAAAAUAUAUAAUAUUAUUAAAAUGUCUAGAUUAGUAAAACACCUCUUUCAUUGUGAGGCUGAUGUCAUAUCUCAAACUAUUUUCUUGAUGAAGUGCUUUAAAAUAUUUUAUUACACUGCCCAGGUUUCUGCAACUUGAGUUUUUCUCCUGGACUUGGUUAUAAAACUCCUCAUUACACACUGUACACAUAUCUGUAGAGAUUAUUGAUGGCAAAAUGUAUGCUGAGCAAGCCGGGGGAGUGUGAGGAUGUUUUAUCUAAACAGAUCUGAUGUGGUUUCCAGAGUUUUGAAAAUGUUAGUGUAUACUUAGAAUUAAGAGUUCAGUGCACUUUCCUCCUAUUAAAAUAUUUUAUAAGACUAUAGUGCAUUUUAAGUACCUAUUCAGAAAGUAUAACAUACUUAAAGGGCUGCAUUUCAAAAGUGUACUAAAAAUUAUUAUAUCUUUAUGCUGCAGCUCAGGUAUUUCAGGUAAGAAAAUAUUUUUGAAUAUUUGUUUUGGACCCUUUUUUGCUUUGGCCACUGAACUUUAAUAGUCCGAAAAAAUUCACAUUUUAAAAUUAGUUGGGCAAAUAGAACACAUACAGUUCUGCAAGAAAAAUUGCAGCUUAGAAAUAUUUGGCCUGGAAAAAAGGCAUACAUCAUUUGUGCUUGAGCUGAAUUGAUGCUUCUUUUAGUUGGGUUGGGUACCAGAGUUGAAAUGUAUUAGCUGGUUUCCUGGGGAGCUGGAUUUAUCCAAGUAUAUUACGUGCUUAUGCCGCUGUAGUGAUUCAUAGAACUGGCUGGACACCAAAAUAAUGACGUCUCACACUGAAAGUGCCCCAGGAACUUCAGGAAAAGUUCUGAAAAAAGUUCUGAGAAAAGUUCUUUCCCCCCAGGAAAAGUUCUGAUUGAGGACAAAGAUAAUGGCAACUAACAGAAUAUGGUUGUCCUACAGUUUUUGAGAGUGUGCGGUUUGUAUUAUAUAUAAAUACUCCAUUUACUUCCAGUCAACAAACCUGGUGUUCAGGUCUCCAAGAUAAAACUGUUGUUAUAAAUUCAUAGGUGCAGUUGCAAGCAAACAAAUUAAACCCCUGCAAGUUUAUAGUUUAAAAGAAUAAUCUCUG
Molecule: messenger RNA, 7643 nt
Organism: Alligator sinensis (Chinese alligator)
Lineage: Eukaryota; Metazoa; Chordata; Crocodylia; Alligatoridae
Gene: HLCS
Product: holocarboxylase synthetase
Exons: 14
Coding region: 497-2860 (787 amino acids)
Biological process (GO): protein modification process
Cellular component (GO): cytoplasm
Molecular function (GO): biotin--[biotin carboxyl-carrier protein] ligase activity
Source: RefSeq, a predicted model, not a curated record